AUGUCGCGAUCCCUACCGAAGAAGAACAACCCGCUGAUCCUCACUGAUGUGGCUCCGCCAUAUGAGGAUCUUCUUGCGCGCCGCCGUCUGGGCAAGACCAAUCUCUCCGUCAAGCCUACCCAAAUCGGCACAUCCAAUGCGACAAAGCCUGAGAACCUAGGCCUGUUCGAGUAUGCCCACCUUCGGGCUCCUCUGCCCAAGGACUUGCAGGGCUCAGAGAUCUUCCCAUCACACUCUCCCGCACAGCACCCCGAGACUUACUUUUUGAUGCGGAGGAGUAAAGAUGGGUUUGUCAGCGCGACAGGAAUGUUCAAGAUCGCAUUCCCUUGGGCCAAGACCGAAGAGGAGAAGAAUGAGAGAGAGUAUCUGAAGUCGCGCGAGUACACAAGCCAGGAAGAAGUUGCUGGCAAUGUAUGGAUCUCUCCUGAAUUCGCGCUGGAGCUUUCCAGGGAAUACAAGAUGUACGAUUGGGUCCGCGCCCUAUUGGAUCCUACCGAUAUCGUCCAGAGCCCGACAAGCGCGAAGAAGCAAAUCACUCCUCCACCCAAAUUCGAACUGCCCAUGGAUGAGCCAACCUCAAUGCGCCGGAGCCGCCGGUCAGUCUCCCCGAGCAAGAAGUCUACGUCUCCGCGCAAGUCUCGGACAGCCCGCUCUGCCAAGGAUGUCAUGAGCACCCCGUCUACAGCCGCUGCCAACAGUAACCUCCAAGAGGCUCUCGAGAUGACCGCUUCAAUGGAGGCUUCAGCAAACAGCCCCAUCCGUCCGGUUGUGCUAGAAGAGGUGGAAGUGAAGGAAGUCACGGUGCAAGGAUCACCGGAGAAGAAGAAGGGACGCAAGCCUAAGAAGGCCGCUGCGGAGACUGAGGAGGGCAAGCAAGAGGAAGAUGAGGAGCAGAAGGACAAAAAGAAGGCCGAAAAGAAGGAGAAGAAGAAGACCGAAAAGCCAGAGAAGAAAAAGAAGGAGACCAAGGAAGAGACUGAGAUUGAGGUCACCGUAGCUGCUCCGGCCACGGACGAUGCCCAAAAGACCACUUUCACUCUCGAUAUGCCUAUUUCUCUUCCGGAGGUACCAUCUGCCGCCGAAACCCAGGAGAUGAUCGCUAAAGCUAAGGAGAUGGUGGAGGAUGCCAUCAAGAGCCAGGCCGACGGCGCUGUGGCCGGGUCAUCAUCUGUCAAGGUGACCAAGAAGCGCAAGCCCGUGGAGGAAGAUGACGAGGAGACUGCGGCCGAGGCAGCUCAACGGGCCAAGAAGGCCAAGGUGCUUGAGGACAAGUUGAAGCGCGAGCGGGUGCGCAACCGCGCUCUCUUUGGUGUCUCGGCAGCUUUUGCUCUUGCUGCAACCAUUCCCUAUUUCUUCUAG
Molecule: messenger RNA, 1359 nt
Organism: Penicillium daleae
Lineage: Eukaryota; Fungi; Ascomycota; Eurotiomycetes; Eurotiales; Aspergillaceae
Product: KilA-N domain-containing protein
Exons: 5
Coding region: 1-1359 (452 amino acids)
Biological process (GO): mitotic telomere tethering at nuclear periphery; meiotic attachment of telomere to nuclear envelope
Cellular component (GO): nuclear membrane complex Bqt3-Bqt4
Molecular function (GO): DNA binding
Source: RefSeq, a predicted model, not a curated record